Molecule: messenger RNA, 3577 nt
Organism: Astyanax mexicanus (Mexican tetra)
Lineage: Eukaryota; Metazoa; Chordata; Actinopteri; Characiformes; Acestrorhamphidae
Gene: gata3
Product: GATA binding protein 3
Exons: 5
Coding region: 671-1942 (423 amino acids)
Biological process (GO): immune system development; negative regulation of transcription by RNA polymerase II; embryonic organ development
Cellular component (GO): nucleus
Molecular function (GO): DNA-binding transcription factor activity, RNA polymerase II-specific; RNA polymerase II cis-regulatory region sequence-specific DNA binding; zinc ion binding
Source: RefSeq, a predicted model, not a curated record
GGAGGGCGGGAGGAAGAGAGGGAGGAGGGAAAUGAGGGAGUGGAGGAGAGGUUGAGCUCCGCGCUAAAACCCAGAUUUGAUCAGAGAGUUAAAAGUUGCGCUGAACGCCAGCAGCUCCAAACGGGGCUCGGGACUUGUUGAGCUUCGCACGAGACAAAAAAUACAACAAACAACAACAACAACAAAAAACAACAAGGCAAAGAAUCGCGCGCUGCUUUGGACUUAUUAUCGUUUUUUUAUAUAUUCAUUUUUAUACACAUAUUGCUUGUGUAUAUUUAUAUAAUAGAUACUCCGCGUUUUAUUUAUUAUUUUCCGCAAAUAAGCGGGCGAUUAUUUUCCUCCAAUGACAACUAAAAGAAAGACGACACCCGAGCACGAGAAAAGGACGGAACUGAGAAGUUAAAAAAGAAGAAAAAAAAAACACACACAAACUGUUUCUUCUCCCGUUUUGCAGGUGAUCGGAAGCGAUGCGAGCUUUGAAGAGCCGUGUGGAUUAACCCGCAAGCAGCCAGCAAACAGCCCGAGGAAGCACAAAGGACCUCUUCUUAUUGCUAAUAUCACCGCUAAUAUUUUAUUAGCGCGUGUUUGGUGCGAAAAAGGCCUGAGUGCAUGAACGUUUGAUUGAGAGACUUAAAAAGAGACAGAGAGAGACAGACAUAAAGAGAGAAAGAUGGACGUGGGUGCGGAACAGCCUCGUUGGAUGAGCCACCACCACCCGGUCAUCAACGGGAAUCACCCCGAGUCACAUCACCCCGGACUGGGACACUCCUACAUGGACCCAUCGCAGUACCCGCUUCCAGAUGACAUGGAUGUAUUGUUUAAUAUUGACGGACAGGGCAACCACCCGUACUACGGGAACCGGGCCAUACAGAGGUACCCACCUCCUCACAGUAGUCAGGUGUGUCGUCCAUCCUUGCUGCACAGUUCCCUGCCAUGGCUGGAUGGCAGCAAAGGCAUCGGCCCACACCACAGCGCCUCGCCGUGGAUGGGGCCCUUCCCUAAGACCCCUCUGCACCACCAUGGCUCUCCAGGAACACUGUCAGUCUACCCUCCAGUGUCCUCCUCCUCCUCCUCUUCGUCCUCACUGUCAGCUGGACAUGCCAGCCCGCACCUAUUCACCUUCCCCCCAACCCCACCAAAGGACGUGUCCCCGGACCCGGCCAUUUCUACCCCGGGCUCUGGCUCGUCCGUGGUACGACCAGAGGACAAAGAGUGCAUUAAGUACCAGCUGCCCGAGAGCAUGAAGCUGGACCCGGCCCAUAGCCGGAGCAUGGCCAGCAUCGGCGCAGGGGCAUCUGCAGCCCACCACCCCAUCGCCACUUACCCUUCUUAUGUGUCCGAUUACGGGCCGGGCAUCUUCCCACCAAGUAGCCUCAUAGAGGGCAGGGAGUGUGUAAACUGCGGGGCUACCUCCACUCCGCUAUGGAGGCGCGACGGGACCGGACAUUACCUCUGCAACGCGUGCGGACUGUACCACAAAAUGAACGGCCAGAACAGACCUCUCAUCAAACCCAAGAGGAGGCUGUCUGCUGCAAGGCGAGCUGGUACUUCAUGUGCUAACUGUCAAACGACCACCACGACACUGUGGAGGAGAAACGCGAACGGAGAUCCAGUGUGUAACGCCUGCGGCCUCUACUACAAACUGCACAAUAUCAACCGACCGCUCACCAUGAAGAAGGAGGGCAUCCAGACCCGGAACAGGAAGAUGUCCAGCAAGUCCAAGAAGAGCAAAAAGUCCCAGGACAGCAUGGAGGACUUCUCCAAGAGCCUGAUGGAGAAGAGCAGCUCCUUCAGCCCGGCGGCGCUGUCGCGUCACAUGACCUCCUUCCCGCCCUUCUCGCAUUCCGGCCACAUGCUGACCACGCCCACCCCCAUGCACCCUUCCUCCAGCUUACCCUUCGCCCCGCACCACCCCUCCAGUAUGGUCACCGCCAUGGGCUAGGCCACUCCCACUGCUACCUCUAGACCACCCUGACCAUGACCUUUGACCUCGGGCAUGGCGAGCCUCUGAACCCCUUUGACCUUUGACCCUUGAGACCACCACCUCCCUUCUUCCCUUGACCCCUUCUUUUGGACUUCUGCUCUCUCUCCUCGAGCCUGGCCCACAGAGGACUGCUGGAGACUUGUCUCAACCGUACUCAACUGACCUUGUUCACUCCCUCCCCUCCAGACUUUGCUUAAAGAACGCUUGACUCUUCGUCCGAGUUGCGAGAAGAAGAGAGAGAACGGGCGAGAGCUACAGAGCGAAAGUGAGAAAGUGUGCAAGCGAGAAAGACCCUAAAACCCCAGCGUGUACAGAAGUCGCUCUUGUUCACUCGUUCGAGGACACUUUUGUAAAGGUGAAAGCAUCGACAAGAAAACAGGAAAAACAAGCAAACAAACAUUGUUCUUUGUUCCUCUGUCAAUGCAUCAGUCCAUCCAUCCACUCAUUCAUUUAUCAUCCAUCCACUCAUCUUCAUCCUCCUAUUUCUCCUCCUUUUCGUUUAGAAAUUUAUUUUCUUUUCCAUUUGAGACAAGAACUCCCAGAGCGGUGAAAGACACAGAGGAGACGGACUCUUGCAUAUAUUUGUACAAAUUGUAUGAAAUACAGUACAUUUAAUGAAGACUUUUUAAAAUGAGUUAAACGACAAAAAAGAGAGAGAGACUUAUGAGAUGACGGAAUGAAAAAAGACAAAAAAAAUAAAAUAAAUAAAAUUAAGAGAAACGCCCUUGGGCAGCUAACGACGAGAAGGGUACGACGACGCAAACCUGGAGGAGAACACGGAGAAGACGGUGAAGAACGAGCGAAGAAAGGAAGAAAGGAAGAAAGGAAGAAGGCCGGGAGUGUCUCUUUCUUUUUCUCUCUUUCUUUCUCUGUCUGGAAAGAUAGAGACAGAUAGAAAGAGAGAGAGAGACAUGAAGGUAGAACUGUGGGGAACUCAGUUCAGGAAGCAGUGCAGGCUGUGGUGGGAUGCCUGUUAGAAACAGUGUGUAAUGCAUUAAUGCUAAAGGUGGUCCGAGGGUCUUUCUCAGACCACCAGCUACUCUUUUGGAUGUGUUAUAGGUCUUGGGCAAUUGGUUUGUGUUCGCGCUCCAAUACAUACCAACACAUACACACACACACACACACACGCACAUACACACAAACACACACUUAUAUAAGCACACAUACAGCACAUACACACAAACACACACACACACACACACACACACACACACACACACACACAGAAAUACACACAUGUAUACACAUACACUGACUUACUGACGUAUACACACACACACAGAGUACACACACACACAAACAGUACAUACACUGAACACCUCUGUUCACCUGAAAGACUUUUCUUCCGGCCCAGGUUAUAUGCAUUGUGAAAAAAAAGUUCCUGUAUUUGUUAUUUGUAUGUAUAAUUCAGAGUACCAAAAAUACGAAAGAAACAAAGAUGUAGAAUUAUUUCUUUAUGUAAUGCAGACUGAAUGGUUGUACAAAUUUAAUAAUCACUAGUGUAAAAAAAAAAACAACAGACUUGCUUUUUUGUUGCGUAAUUUUUUUCCCUCUUUGAAAAUAAUAAACUAGUUUAAUCUCUGUUGAACAUCA